This is a messenger RNA of Pangasianodon hypophthalmus (striped catfish), 3607 nucleotides long. It is a transcript of the gene maco1a, whose product is annotated as macoilin 1a. Gene Ontology annotation, biological process: neuronal signal transduction. The coding region runs from base 516 to 2168 and encodes 550 amino acids. NCBI's taxonomy places the organism in Eukaryota, Metazoa, Chordata, Actinopteri, Siluriformes, Pangasiidae. The transcript is spliced from 12 exons. Gene Ontology annotation, cellular component: rough endoplasmic reticulum membrane. The record is from RefSeq and is a predicted model, not a curated record.
GAGCUGAAAUGAUGACCAGCUUGUGUUCAUGGCGUGACGUAGGUCAGCGUUAGGGCGCUUUCCUGAUUCAACUCAACGUAACGGUUGAGGGACAUAAAUAAUACACGUAUAUAUUAAACAUAAAUAUAUAUUCCAGUCGAAAAGGGAGGGGAGAAUGAAGCGGCGCAAUGCGGACUGCAGCAAACUCCGUCGCCCGUUAAAGCGGAGCCGUAUCGCCGAGGGAAUUCACGGCAGCAGCUACAGUUUGUUCCUGGCCUGCUGAAAGUGUAUAAACUGGUGCAAAAUGAAUACCAGAAAUAAGCUCCCGUACUUUCCUUUACCUGAAGUUCCUGCUCGUGUGGGCCCUGGUGCUGCUGGCAGAUUUUGUCCUGGAGUUUCGCUUUGAGUAUUUGUGGCCUUUCUGGCUCUUUAUCAGGAGUGUGUAUGACUCCUUCAGGUACCAGGGACUGGCGUUCUCUGUGUUUUUUGUUUGUGUUACGUUCACGUCAGACAUCAUAUGCCUGCUGUUCAUCCCUAUGCAAUGGCUGUUUUUUGCCGCCAGCACUUAUGUUUGGGUACAAUAUGUAUGGCACACAGAGCGAGGUGUGUGUCUGCCCACGGUCUCUCUGUGGAUUCUCUUCGUCUAUAUCGAAGCCGCCAUCAGAUUCAAAGACCUGAAAAAUUUCCACGUGGGCCUGUGCCGUCCAUUUGCCGCUCACUGCAUCGGCUACCCGGUGGUGACUCUGGGCUUCGGCUUUAAGAGCUACGUGAGCUAUAAGAUGCGCCUGCGGAAGCAGAAGGAGGUGCAGAAGGAGAACGAGUUUUACAUGCAGCUCCUGCAGCAGGCCCUGCCUCUAGAACAGCAGAUGCUACAGAGGCAGGAGAGGGAGGCAGAGGAAGGAACCUCUAAAUCCAUGUUGGAAGCAGAUCCGACGCUUUUGGCUCAGAACGGCACCAAGAAGCUGCCCAUAUCUUUCCCCGAGCUGGAGCAUCGGGCCAAGAAACAGCACCAGCACAGCAUAGGAAUAAACAACAACAUCCUACACACUGUGGAGUCGAAGCUGCAGGACAUUGAGUACAUGGAGAACUAUCUGAGCAGCAAGAGACUGAACAACGAGCUGAACGGCUGCACGGAGGACGUGGGUGGCACAGAUGCAAGCUCCGCCUCCUCCUCCAGACAUUACAAAAAUUCCUCCCCACGCAGCCACAGCUCCACCAAUGGCAGUGUGCCAUCCUCGUCCAACAGGAACGAGAGGAAGCAGAAGGGUGUAGGGAAGAAUGCCCAUCGAGAGCUGAUGGAGAACUGUAUACCCAACAACCAGCUCAGUAAACCGGAUGCUUUGGUGCGUCUGGAACAGGACGUAAAGAAGCUGAAGGCGGAUCUGCAGGCGAGCCGCCAGCUGGAGCAGGAGCUGCGCUCUCAGAUCAGCUCUCUGAACAGUGCCGAGAGGAACACUCGCUCAGAGCUGGGCCAGCUCCGCCAUGAGAACGAGCUGCUCCAGAACAAGCUUCAUAACUCAGUGCAGUCCAAGCAAAAGGACAAGCAGACCAUCACUCAGCUGGAGAAGCGGCUGAAGUCCGAGCAAGAGGCACGGUCGGUGGCUGAGAAGCAGCUGAAUGAAGAGAAAAAGCGGAAAAAGGUGGAGGAGGCGACGGCUGCCCGGGCUGUCGCUCUCGCUGCUGCGUCCAGAGGGGAGUGCACAGAUUCCCUGAGGAGUCGAAUUCGAGAGCUGGAAUCCGAAUGUAAGAAGCUCUCCCACGACCUGAAGUUUAAAGAAGAGCAGCUCAGAGAGCUGGAGGGCAAAGUGCAGGAAUUGCGCAAGUACAAAGAGAACGAGAAGGACACAGAGGUCCUCAUGUCGGCACUGUCGGCCAUGCAGGAUAAAACGCAGCACCUGGAGAACAGCCUGAGUGCCGAGACCAGGAUCAAGCUGGAUCUCUUCUCAGCGCUGGGAGAUGCCAAAAGGCAGCUCGAGAUUGCACAAGGUCAGAUCUUGCAGAAGGAGCAGGAGAUCAAGGAGCUGAAGCAAAAGAUAGCCGAGGUCAUGGCCGUCAUGCCCAGCAUCGCAUAUUCGUCCGACUCCAACAGCAUGCCUCCUAUUUCACCUCACUACUCAUCAAAGUUUAUGGACACGAGUCCAUCCAGCCUGGACCCCAAUGCGUCCGUCUACCAGCCACUUAAAAAAUGACCCUAUGUUUUGUUUUUGUUUUUGUUUUUUCUGAAUUGACCAGGAUCAGUAUGCAUACCUCCUUAAGAGUGUUGUUUUUUUUUUCUUUUCUUUUCUCCCCAUGUCCUUUCAGUAAUCUGUAAUGUGGUGUUGAUUAAACUACAGGAGAAAAUGGAACAGUUCGAGAUUAAGACAACUUGGUUUGGAUUUUAUGAUUGUUCAGUUAAGGUGCUAUGGCCUACUUUUAAUGCACAGAGUUUGUCUGUCUGCAUUUUUGUGUUCACUAUAAAUGCCAGCAAGAGUGGCACAGUUUUGUGUUAGAAAAUAAUUAUUACUUCAUUUGAUUAUUUUACCAUAAAAGAAGAGUAUUCAUGAUAAGUUGUGAUUUCUGUAUCAAGGUGCUGUGUCUGAAACCUGUUUCCAUUUAAUUAUAACCACAGUAUUGCCAUUUCUCCUGGAACCAAGGAGCUGUAAUUGGUUGUUUUCAGUUUUCCUUGGGAAAAUUCAAAUACUCUGUUCUUUCCCAGAGCAUCUCCAAAUUUUUCAUUCGCCCGCGUUGUUGACGAGGUUCAGAAGAGACUGAUUUUGAUGUAUUUGUUAAUUAUAUGCUGCAUAAACUUUUUGCGAAUACAUAUUGUAUUUUGCCCUCAAAGCAAUUCCUCUUUGUAACCGGACCAAAACUGAAAUUUAGCUUGUAUGCAGAAACACACAAAGUGGGGAUAGCUGAUCGAUUUCCAGUCAUUGUUUUAAUGCAGUGCCUUGAAUCUUUUCAGUUUGAAGUAAUUUAAUUCAUGACCUGGACUGCUUCUCCCUUGCUCAACCUGACGAUCCUGUGUCACAUGGACAAUGUUUUUUUUUCCCCCCACCCUCACUCAGUCACAGUACUUCUUUGCAUUAUGCUUUGGAUGAUGCUUUGGAUUUUAUUUGUCCAACAGGUAGAGAUGUCACAGUAUUAUCACUGAAAACAAGCAACCUCAUUUUGUCAGUUACAAAAUGGCCCCUCUAGUUUUAGAUUCCUUUUCCAUAGAAAGAGGUACCGACUUGUUUACGACAUGCAAUGGUGUAACCUUGUGCUGAAUGUUCUCAUUUUAAUCAUAAGUGCCAAGUACUUUCUCCAUAUAGAGUUUGCCAUAACCAAUGUGCACAGUAUGUGUAUUCUCUUAACAGGCCUAAUUUCUUAUGUGACUACUCAGACAUUUGCCUCAUGCAACAGCCAUGUUUGGGUUUGAUCUCAUUUUGCAACAGGGAUGAUUUAUAAAAUUCUAAGGCUAUCAGGCAUCUUCACCCAGAUAGCACAUUAUAAAACUAAGAUCACAAAAUAUUCUAUUUUAAUUGUUCCCUCGUCCACUUUUUUCUUUUACUUUUUUCGCCUUCAGAAAAAAGUAUUUCUGUGGAUUGUAAUGGAAUUGUACCUUUAUUUGGGGGGUAACUUUGUGGAGAGUAAAGACUAAAGCACUUGU